Messenger RNA from Lentinula edodes (shiitake mushroom), 3890 nucleotides. RefSeq names its product glycosyltransferase family 2 protein. Gene Ontology annotation, cellular component: cell periphery; cell septum. The transcript is spliced from 4 exons. NCBI's taxonomy places the organism in Eukaryota, Fungi, Basidiomycota, Agaricomycetes, Agaricales, Omphalotaceae. The record is from RefSeq and is a predicted model, not a curated record. The coding region runs from base 200 to 3574 and encodes 1124 amino acids. Gene Ontology annotation, molecular function: chitin synthase activity.
UACUGAGCACACUGCAUAUACUACUUAGUAAGUAUAAUAAUAUGAAGCGAAAAUAGCGUGCUGGAAUUCCCACGCUUGAUCUCCAUCAGCGACGAAGCUGUCAGGCUUGUCAUAUUUUAUUACAGCACUUCCUCCUCAGCCGGCCUGCAACAGUACGCUUCUAAAGCCUACUUUGUACUUGGACCUUCCCCUCUUUAUCAUGGCCCUUCGUUUUCAGUCCAAUGUCGACUUCACUGACGUUCCGAUCCCAACUACAACUCGUCCAAAUGUACCUUCCUCUGGCGCUACCAUUCGCCGUGCCAAAACUUUGACUCGCCCAGAGCGAUCCGUAGCACCCGUUCCUCUCAUUAACUCACAUCCAGCAAUCGUCUCCGACUCGAGCUAUAAUGGGUCACAAGUCUGGCGGAUAACUUCUCGCGUUCUUACCUGCUGGGCUCCAGAUUUUCUGCUGAGCUCAUUGGGUGGCUUAAAGGACAAAAAUGUUAGACAGGCAUGGAGGGAAAAGAUGACGCUAUGUUUGAUUAUACUGGUAAUGUGUGGCCUCAUUGGCUUUGCGACUGUUGGGACACAGCGGGUUUUGUGUCCACAGAAUGCAAGUUCGCAGACGCAAUUCCUCCGUUUGAAUUCGACACCUGGCACCCUUGGUGUUCUCGGGCAUGUUUAUAAUGUUUCCUCUGCAAAAUCCAGUACCGUCAACCUACUUGGCCUCUCUGAAGCAUCUUCUGGACAGGACAUUACUCAGUAUUUUAAUAGGGACGCUUCGGACUUUGGUGAAUGCUCUGGACUUUCCUUCCGAGUUGCCCUAGAUGCUCCUUGUUCGACAACCAAUCCUUGCACCCUUGGGAAUAUUAAUUCCAGCUCCACCUUCACUAGUCUCGGUAUGCAGGAUACUGGUGCGAUCGUUGGUUAUUCUUGGGAACAAGUCACCACCCUCCAGAACUAUUUCGUGAUUGAUGGCGCUGUUCUCAACCUAACCACAUACAUGAAUCUUCACCCCACGUCCGUUCCGACCGACAAUGUAGACGCUGCUCUGCGCACGUUGUUGCAAGGGUCUACCUCUGUACGUGGCAGGGACGGUACUCGUCUAUUUUACAGUCGUUCCGAUCUCGAAUCUGCUGUGCCAUGUCUCAAGCAGCGAUAUUAUGCCGGCAAUAUCGACAAAGUUACACCUGGAUGCUUCGCUUCUCAAUUGAUACUCUACGCCGGCCUAAUUGUCAUCCUCGGUCUUGUUCUCAUUCGUUUCCUAAUGGCUUGCAUAUUCAGCUGGUUCCUAUCGGGUCGUCUUGCUGGUGCACCUGAUAGCGACACUCUUAAUAGGAAUGCCAUCAGUCCCGCCGUCAUGCCGGAGGGGGCCAAUGUUUCUAUUGACAAUAAAAAUGGGACAGCACCAUGGGCAGCCCCCGGAGGUGGUGCAAAGAAACUGAACAAGAAGGACUAUAACAAGUCUGACCGGUCUUUCGGUUCGUCUACUACCCUCACCAACUCCACCUCUGACAGCUCGGUUGCUCCUGUCAUGAGCCUAGCGUCAAUAGGUGCGGAGCUUUUUGCUAUCUGUCUAGUUACAUGUUACUCCGAAGGCGAAGAUUCGCUGCGAACGACCCUCGAUUCAAUAUCACGGACAACUUAUAGUGAUUCGAGAAAGCUGCUCUUUGUCGUCGCGGAUGGGAUGAUCACCGGCGCAGGUGAGAAGAAAAGUACUCCUGAUAUCUGUGUUGGUCUGUUGGAAGCAGAUCCGCGAUUUGGAAACCCUAUUCCUAUGAUGUACGAGGCGGUCGGGUCUGGGGAUAAGGGGAUCAACAGGGCAAUGGUGUACGCCGGGCAUUACACUGUUGCUGGUCGUCGAACCCCUACGGUCAUUGUUGUCAAGUGUGGUACAGAAGCUGAAGCUGCAGCUGGUCAUAAAGCUGGAAAUCGAGGAAAACGGGACAGUCAACUUAUCUUGAUGAACUUCUUCUCUCGAGUCACCUACAAUGACCGUAUGACGCCGUUGGAUUUCGAGCUCUUCCGGAAAAUACAUGUUCUCAUGGGAGUCACGCCAGAUUUUUUCGAAGUCUGCCUGAUGGUCGAUGCUGACACAAAAGUUUUCCCUGGUUCUCUUGGCUCUUUGGUCAAUUGUAUGCACCACGACCAAAUGAUUAUGGGUUGUUGUGGAGAAACCCGGAUAGCUAACAAACGACAGAGCUGGGUCACAGCUAUCCAGGUGUUUGAAUACUUCAUCUCUCAUCAAAUGGCUAAAGCCUUUGAAGCAGCUUUCGGUGGUGUCACUUGUCUUCCCGGAUGUUUCUCAAUGUUCCGACUAAAAGCCAGAAAGUCUAGUGGCGAUGACUGGGUACCUCUUAUCAUCAAACCCGAAAUAGUGAAGGAAUACAGUCAGAAUGAAGUGACAACCUUACAUCAAAAGAAUCUGCUUCUUCUUGGAGAAGAUAGGUUUUUGACCACCAUCCUCCUCCGAACGUUCCCGAAUCGCAAAAUGAUGUUCCUUCCGCAAGCGCGGUGUAGAACUGUCGUCCCCGAUACCUUCAAAAUGCUAUUGUCUCAACGCCGGCGAUGGAUCAAUUCUACCGUUCAUAAUCUCAUGGAACUUGUUCUCGUCCGCGACUUAUGUGGCACCUUCUGUUUUAGCAUGCAGUUUGUCGUAUUUAUGGAUCUUCUUGGCACGGUGGUCCUUCCUAUCGCUAUAUCCCUUACUUAUACAUUGAUUGCGGGAAUGGCUCUUGACCCUCCGAAGACAUUUGAAGAAGCCAUUCCACUUAUCCUCCUUGUCUCCGUGCUGGGUCUUCCUGGUGUCCUAAUUCUGAUCACAACCGGCAAAGUCGUUUACUGCUUCUGGAUGUUGAUAUAUCUGGCUGCCUUGCCGGUGUGGAAUUUUAUCCUUCCAAUAUAUGCAUUUUGGCAUUUCGACGAUUUCACCUGGGGGGAAACCAGAAAAGUGGAAGGCGAGGUGAAACAGGUUGAUCACAGUGCAGGUGGUAAGAAGCUUGAUAAUCAAACUGUGCCGUUACGGAGAUGGGAGGAUUGGGAACGAUCCCGACUUCGUAAGCAGCGUCGGGAGGAGCGAAGACGGAGAGAAUUUGAGCGGGCUCAUCCUGCAGGAUAUGUUCCUGGUGAAGAUGAUCUGCUGAGCGCCCGGGACGUCCGUAGUCAAUACGAUGGGUCUGAUGCCUACUCGAUUACUUCAUCAGAAGAUGAUCAUUGGGGUAUGCAGAUUGGCGGUUACAACGAAAACAGUACACAGUACCCUCCACCUCCGGUUGGACUGAUGCCAAAGGACCGUGUGAUGGAGUCGGCCAAGACUGUAGACGCAAGUGAACUAGAAGCCAUGCUAGAGUCUGGCUUCGAUGAGCGGGACAGACCCCCAACGGCACCCGCUUAUACUCCCCGUUUCCAGCUUUCGGAUAAUGGUUCCGCAACACAAUUGGCCACAGGGAACAACGGUUACGCACCGUUGACACGAUCGACAUCUCCUACUAAUACGCCCACUUCUCCAUCAUUUGGUGCAUCAAGAGCUGGUUCCGGAGGUGCACGACAACAUUAUGGUCCUUUGGGUCCUCUUGACCCCGCUACGAGACUGUGAAUCAGAAUGCGUGGACUUGUGAACGGACUUUUAACAUUAGGCUUUUCCUUCCGCAUUUCCGUAUAUCUCUUUGUAUCCACUAUACCCUCCCAUCCUUCGACCGCUCGCUUCCCCUGUUCGCUGUCUCUCCCUCUCUACGAAUCGCUUGCAAGUUUUUAGAGUCUCAUUUAAUACUUUAUCAGCGGUCUCACAUACAUAUUUGUUGGGUUGCAUAGUUGGAAGUUUAUCUUGUCGUAUAUAUACGCUCACUCGCAUUCUUUAGUAUGCAUUAUAUCAUGAACAGUAAAAUAUCUGCGCCAUUCAAAAAAUCAUGAGC